UGGGAGUGUUGGAAUAAAUUUCCAGAAGAAUGGCAGCUUCUCACCGCCUUCAUUUGGUCAGCUCUCUCUUCAGUACAAAGAGAAAGUUAUGAAGACAUCAGCAAGAGGACCAGAGAACCUGACACCAGCCUUUUUGCAGUGCAAUUCUCUCCCUGCUUCUGGAUUAACACAGACAGAAGCCAUCACAACUGAUCGACAGCAAGUGGAGAAAAAAGUUCAAAUUCACACUGGAAAAAAAUGUUGUUUGGAAUGUGGCAAACAAUUCACACACACAGGUGAUCUUAAUAAGCAUAUGAAGAUUCACACUGGAGAAAGACCAUAUUGUUGUCAUGAAUGUGGUAAGUCGUUCUCAACGAGUAGCAGUCUGCAGAGGCACAGAAGAAUCCACAUAGCAGAAAAACCUCACUGCUGUUCAGAAUGUGAUAAGUCUUUCUCACGUAUAAGGCAUCUUCAGAGUCACAGAAGUAUCCACACAGGAAAAAGUCCUCAUUGCUGUUCAGAAUGUGGUAAGUCAUUCUCAUGCAAAAGCAAUCUUCAGAUCCACAGAAGAAGCCACACAGGAGAAAAACCUCAUUGUUGUAAUGAAUGUGGUAAGUCAUUCACAAGCAAAAGCAAUCUUCAGAUCCACAGAAGAAUCCACACAGGAGAAAAACCUCAUUGCUGUUCAGAGUGUGGUAAGUCAUUCUCAUGCAAAGGCAAUCUUCAGACCCACAGAAGAAUUCACACAAGAGAAUAACCUCAUUGCUGUUCAGAGUGUGCCAAACAAUUUUCUGACAAACGCAGUUUUCAAAGGCACAUAAAAAUUGAUACUGGAGCGAAGCCAUAUUGCUGUUCUCAAUGUGGAAAAGGGUUUUAAACAUUAGCUCUUUUCAAGUAAACGCACAAACUCCCACUAAAGAGAAAAUGCAGUAUGUGUGUUCUGAAUGUGGCAAAUGUUAUACAAGCCAGAAAGGUCUUUACAGACAAGCCAAAAUCAAUACUGAAGAAAAAUCUCAUUGCUGUUCUGAAUGUGAGAAACGAUUCUUAUAUUUUUAACCACACUUCUGUGCCACAUCUGAACUCACACUGGAGAUAAACCUUAUUGAUGUCCUGAAUUUGAUAAGCAGUUCUCACAACAAAGCACCAUAAAAGUGCAUAAAAGCACCAACAAAGCACCAUCAGACGGCACACAGGAGAGAAACCUUACCUUUGCUUGGAAUGUGACAAACAAUUCUCACACCUCAGUCACCUUUAUAAUCAAAGAAGAAGUCAUACUGGAGAGAAGCCUUAGGCCGGAAUUAUACUUCACGCGACGCAUGCUGCAGAGGACG
Molecule: messenger RNA, 1310 nt
Organism: Polypterus senegalus (gray bichir)
Lineage: Eukaryota; Metazoa; Chordata; Cladistia; Polypteriformes; Polypteridae
Product: gastrula zinc finger protein XlCGF49.1-like
Exons: 2
Coding region: 89-736 (215 amino acids)
Biological process (GO): regulation of transcription by RNA polymerase II
Molecular function (GO): DNA-binding transcription factor activity, RNA polymerase II-specific; RNA polymerase II cis-regulatory region sequence-specific DNA binding
Source: RefSeq, a predicted model, not a curated record